AUGCUGAUGCUCUUGUACACGUUGACGGGAAUCGGCAUCCUAUAUGGGUCGUUUUCCCUCUUAUAUCGGAAUAACAAGGCCCGCUUAUUAAUGCUGAGGAAGAGCUUUGAACAGGACAAAUACACGCUGAGUAUUCGCUUCCAAUUGGAGGAGAACAUGCGGGCGUUUGAGCUGAUCCGACACGGAAUUUGGGCGCACAGUGUCGGCUCGUCGCUGGGAAUGCUGCUCUUUUGCAUUCCGUUCAUCGUUCCAAUUGGAGGAGAACAUGCGAGCGUU
Molecule: messenger RNA, 276 nt
Organism: Mesorhabditis belari
Lineage: Eukaryota; Metazoa; Nematoda; Chromadorea; Rhabditida; Rhabditidae
Source: the annotation of a GenBank genome assembly